CUUCCUGAAGUCCCUUGGCAAUGUCAAGAACUAAAACUGUUUCUCUUGGAUAGUGGGGAUCAGUCGCUACAAAUAGGUUCCAACUUUUUUGAAGAAAUGAAAGAACUCAAAGUGCUAGAUUUGUCCGGGUUUCCUGUUCCAUCACUUCCUGCAUCUCUUCAAUUCCUAACAAAUCUUCAAACGUUGUGUUUAGACCGGUGCGUGUUGGGAGACAUAGCUCUAGUUGGACAACUAAGAAGUUUGAAAAUUCUUAGCUUGUUGAAAUCCAAACUUACACAGUUGCCCGAAGAGAUAGGGCAACUUACCAAUCUACAAUUGUUGGAUUUGACCGGUUGCUCAGAACUUGUACUGAUUCCACCUGAUGUUAUAGCGAGCUUGAAAAGUCUUGAAGAUUUGAGAAUGGGAAGAAACAACUUUAGGCAAUGGGAGGCUGAAGGAAUCGUGGGUACCAAAAGAACAACAAAUGCUAGCCUUUCAGAGCUGAAGCAGUUGUCUAAGCUCACUGCAUUAGACAUCCAUAUUCCAGAUGCUACCAUUCUUCCAUCAGGCUUGUUCUUGCAGUUAGAAAGAUAUCAUGUACUCAUCGGUAAAGAGUGGAAAUGGCUUUCUUUUGAUAAUAGUUUCAAUACGCUAAAGCUCAAGCUAGCAACAAGCAAUCAAUUGGACAGAGGUCUAGAAAUGUUGGUGAAGAGAUCUGAGCAUUUGUACUUGGAUGUGAUGGAAGGUGUCAAUGAUAUAUUUCAUCUAUUAAAUAGUGAUGGUUAUCAGCAACUGAAACAUCUCCAAGUCCAAAACAAUGCUGAGAUUAGAUAUGUCAUCAAUCAUAACGUCUUUCAGAAAUUACAAUCUUUGACAUUGAUGAAUCUACCAAAGCUUGUUAGUUUCUCCUCCAACAGCAGAACAGCUGUUGCAACUACAAAGACAGAUGAGCAAUUGAAGACUUAUGGACAGUGUAAAGAAAUCAUUUUGGAGAAUGAGAUCGGGAGUCCUGUGCAACUUUUCAAGCAUCGAGAGAUUGUGAUGCCAAACUUAACAACCUUGAUCGUACAUUAAUGUGAUGGUUUAAGAUUCUUGCUAUCAUCUUCCAUGGCUAAGAGUCUUGUACAACUCAAACAUCUUGAGGUACACAACUGUCAAAUAAUGGAAGAGAUUGUAUCAACAAAAGAAUCCGGUGAAGAAAUGCAUACAGAUGACAUCUUCUGUAAGCUGAACCAUCUUCAACUACAACAUCUACCACAACUCACAAGAUUCUGCAUAGGAAAUUAUAUUGAAUUUCCGUCCUUGGAGACAUUGCAUGUAGAAGAUUGUACUAAACUGGAGACUUUCAUCUUUGAUCAUGCUAUGAUCAAAAAUGAAGAAACUGAUUCAAAGGAUAAUCUUGAGACUCCUGGACCAUAUUUUUUGUUUGAU
This is a messenger RNA of Rosa chinensis, 1410 nucleotides long. RefSeq lists its product as uncharacterized. The transcript has 2 exons. NCBI's taxonomy places the organism in Eukaryota, Viridiplantae, Streptophyta, Magnoliopsida, Rosales, Rosaceae. The record is from RefSeq and is a predicted model, not a curated record. Bases 97 to 1053 code for a protein of 318 amino acids.